Molecule: messenger RNA, 2160 nt
Organism: Chaetomium fimeti
Lineage: Eukaryota; Fungi; Ascomycota; Sordariomycetes; Sordariales; Chaetomiaceae
Exons: 4
Coding region: 1-2160 (719 amino acids)
Source: RefSeq, a predicted model, not a curated record
AUGCUACCGGCGCUCGCCACGGCCUUCACGGCUGGUUUAAGCUCGCUGUGCCACCGCGUUUUCAGGCUAUCUUCUCGGCAGGCCCUACUGUGCGCCAUCCUAUGCAUUUACAUCGGUCAUUCCACGUCGACGGCCACUACCACCACAGGGGGGGGAACAGAUUCACCGUCUUCACCGUCUUCAAUAAUUGCCGAAUUAUUGUCUGCUGCGUCCGCAAAUGGCGCCGCCCAGGUUGCGAGUGUUGUAUUUUCCAACAAAGACCCCAGGGGUCUGGAUGCCAGUCCCCGUUUCCAGGAGAACUGGGAGCGCGUUUUGGAAGAGGCCAACAAGCAGAGCAGAUUGAUCACAACAGCCUUCUCCAUGCAUAUGGACUCCCUACAGGACCUCGAACUGAAACGACAACGGGAAAGUCUCCAGCGCGCGGUGCACCGAUUUUCGCUUCUCCUCCAGUAUCAUACAUCAACAUACCCGCUCUUCAGGAAACACAUCGAUACUGUUCAGAAUGCGCUUUCAGAAAUCGACACUAGUAGUGCCCCUGGACUUCUCUUUGAGGAGGGCAUCGAAAACCUCAACAUGCGCAUCCGCGCCGACGCUGCCAGCCCAUUCUCAGCGAGCAGUGGGGAGGAUGAGGAGCACGAGAAGCCGCUCUCCCUAGACGACCCCGAGGCGGCAUUAUUCGUCCGGACACUACACGUGGCCGAGGCGACGUGGUUCAUGCUUCAAAGUUCGUUAUUGCACUCCAAAGCAAGACUUGGGAAUUUGAUCGAGUUUAUGAGGACACAGGAACCCUAUCGCCGUCGUCACCGCAACCACAACAAUCAGCGCCAUGACCCCGCCGCCGGGAUAGCGGACAUGGUGGCCACCCACCACUCAUCUAGCCGCCCCAGCCAUGGUUCCAGCAACGCCGGGCCCAGCGCGCCUUCGGCAGCGGCGGCCGGGCUCGGCAGCCGCGAAAAGUCCCGAUGGCGCAACGAAGCCCGGGGUAACCACCGCGAUGCCACCGGGCCGUGUCGACACUUUGGUUGUUUUCUUUACGCUUUUACUGCCGCCCUUGUAGCCGUUUUCUGCGUCAUCUUUUUGCUUGCUCCCUCGCCCGACGCCAUCUCGAGGCUGCGUCCAGAAACCGUGAGUAUCAGGGCGAAGCCCUUCCCGGUCGCCGAUCUGGCCAUGGUUUCCGAGCUAUACGCAAACGCGUCCGACUCCAUCGAGAAUCCUCACCGCGACCUCAACGUCACCCUCGCGCUCGACGCGCCCGGCCUUGUUCGGGUCAACGUCGCCUCGUGGCUCCCAGAAACCACACUAUACCCAGGGAUCGGCCCGCCGGAUGAUCGGUCCCGCAAGCACGGGACGCGCUUGCCGGCCGAAAAGGCGCCCUUCAUCGUCGACUACGUGAACGUCACCGUCACGCUGGAGAUGCUGAAUACUCUGUGGCCGGUGCUCCUCCACGCGGCCACAGAUCUGCUGGCCGCUGGGUUAGACCGUGAGCACCCGGAGUACCCCUUGUUAAGAGGCCCCUUAUUUCGCCUCGGCCAGAAGAAUGGGCGCGACUUCCUGACUAUUGCUCGACGUAUGGACCGGGUCGGAGCGGCCGUCGGGGAACGUGGGGGCAUCUCGCUGCGUGAACGCAUAGCCGGCCACUUAUCCAAGGACGGUAUUGUGCGGCGCACGGAGACACUCAAUCGGGCCCUCCACACUUUCCACUCUCUCCGCCUAGGGCUAAGGCCGCAGUCUUGGAUGCUCGCCAACAUGGCCACGAAGAUGCUGCGCGCCUGCGCGCUUCAGGACGAGUUGCGGCAGCAUGCCCGCUCCCUCGACGGUAACCAAUCCGCAUGGUGGCAUCUUGAGUGGGAUGAUGCCCGGGAAACGGCGGACUUGGCCUUUGUCACCUUCCCCCCGGUUCAGGAUACCAUCAGAGAACUGCGUGUGGUGAUGGACCAAAUAAAGGCGCGGAGAAGCACGCUAUCCGGGACAUGGUAUAUGGGUAAAGCGGUCGACGAGCUCAAGAACGCGGUGCUUCCGGGAUGGAUAGAGCGCCUCGGCCUGGGUGGUCUCCCUCUGGAACCGUGGCAGGCCGAUGUCGAGUUCGACUACCCGUAUCCGCCGAACUCGAGGAUGGCUAAUUUGAGCCGAAUUCUCAAGGAAUGGAAGAAAGGGGGCUAG